Molecule: messenger RNA, 2272 nt
Organism: Pan troglodytes (chimpanzee)
Lineage: Eukaryota; Metazoa; Chordata; Mammalia; Primates; Hominidae
Gene: BPIFB4
Product: BPI fold containing family B member 4
Exons: 17
Coding region: 114-1958 (614 amino acids)
Molecular function (GO): lipid binding
Source: RefSeq, a predicted model, not a curated record
GGCUGCUAUAUAAGACUGAUCUGUGACCAGACUCAGCCAAAAGCAGAGGGGCUGGGGAACAGGACUUCUCAAGACUCAGCGGCAGGGACCUCCUAGGGGGAAGCAGUGCCAGCAUGUGGAUGGCCUGGUGUGUGGCUGCGCUGUCUGUGGUGGCUGUGUGUGGCACCAGCCACGAGACAAACACGGUCCUCAGGGUGACGAAAGAUGUGUUGAGCAAUGCCAUUUCAGGCACGCUGCAGCAAAGUGAUGCUCUCCACUCGGCCCUGAGAGAGGUGCCCUUGGGUGUUGGUGAUAUUCCCUACAAUGACUUCCAUGUCCGAGGACCCCGCCCAGUAUAUACCAACGGCAAAAAACUUGGUGGUAAUUACAAGUAUGGUCACAUUGAGACCAGCGACAACACUGCUCAGCUGGGGGGCAAAUACCGAUAUGGUGAGAUCCUUGAGUCCGAAGGAAGCAUCAGGGACCUCCGAAACAGUGGCUAUCGCAGUGCCGAGAAUGCAUAUGGAGGCCACAGGGGCCUCGGGCGAUACAGGGCAGCACCUGUGGGCAGGAUUCACCGGCGAGAGCUGCGGCCUGGAGAAAUCCCAACUGGAGUUGCCACUGGGGCGGUGGGCCCAGGUGGUUUGCUGGGCACUGGAGGCAUGCUGGCAGCCGAUGGCAUCCUUGCAGGCCAAGGUGGCCUGCUCGGCGGAGGCAGUCUCCUUGGUGACGGAGGACUUCUUGGAGGAGGGGGUGUCCUGGGCGUGCUCGGCGAGGGUGGCAUCCUCAGCACCGUGCAAGGCAUCACGGGGCUGCGUAUCGUGGAGCUGACCCUCCCUCGGGUGUCCGUGCGGCUCCUGCCCGGCGUGGGUGUCUACCUGAGCUUGUACACCCGUGUGGCCAUCAACGGGAAGAGUCUUAUUGGCUUCCUGGACAUCGCAGUAGAAGUGAACAUCACAGCCAAGGUCCGGCUGACCAUGGACCGCACGGGUUAUCCUCGGCUGGUCAUUGAGCGAUGUGACACCCUCCUAGGGGGCAUCAAAGUCAAGCUGCUGCGAGGGCUUCUCCCCAAUCUCGUGGACAAUUUAGUGAACCGAGUCCUGGCCGACGUCCUCCCUGACUUGCUCUGCCCCAUCGUGGAUGUGGUGCUGGGUCUUGUCAAUGACCAGCUGGGCCUCGUGGAUUCUCUGAUUCCUCUGGGGAUAUUGGGAAGUGUCCAAUACACCUUCUCCAGCCUCCCGCUUGUGACCGGGGAAUUCCUGGAGCUGGACCUCAACACGCUGGUUGGGGAGGCUGGAGGAGGACUCAUCGACUACCCAUUGGGGUGGCCAGCUGUGUCUCCCAAGCCGAUGCCAGAGCUGCCUCCCAUGGGUGACAACACCAAGUCCCAGCUGGCCAUGUCUGCCAACUUCCUGGGCUCAGUGCUGACUCUGCUGCAGAAGCAGCACGCUCUAGACCUGGAUAUCACCAAUGGCAUGUUUGAAGAGCUUCCUCCACUUACCACAGCCACACUGGGAGCCCUGAUCCCCAAGGUGUUCCAGCAGUACCCCGAGUCCUGCCCACUUAUCAUCAGGAUCCAGGUGCUGAACCCACCAUCUGUGACGCUGCAGAAGGACAAAGCGCUGGUGAAGGUGUUGGCCACUGCCGAGGUCAUGGUCUCCCAGCCCAAAGACCUGGAGACUACCAUCUGCCUCAUUGACGUGGACACAGAACUCUUGGCCUCAUUUUCCAUAGAAGGAGAUAAGCUCAUGAUUGAUGCCAAGCUGGAGAAGACCAGCCUCAACCUCAGAACCUCAAACGUGGGCAACUUUGAUAUUGGCCUCAUGGAGGUGCUGGUGGAGAAGAUUUUUGACCUGGCAUUCAUGCCCGCAAUGAACGCUGUGCUGGGUUCUGGCGUCCCUCUCCCCAAAAUCCUCAACAUCGACUUUAGCAAUGCAGACAUUGACGUGUUGGAGGACCUUUUGGUGCUGAGCGCAUGAGUGACAGAGGCAGAGAUGCUGCUGCAACUGGAAGAAGCUGGAACCAGUCCCAGAGAGGCUCGGCCUGGAAACAGUCCCCUGCCCAGAGUCCCCUCAGCCUCCAUGACAGGUCCCUCCCUGGCCCCCCAACCCUCUUCCUCCCUUGCCCCAACCCUGAGAAAGGAUCCAGCCACUACCCUGUUGGCAAACAUUCCCUUCCAUGGUCAGCCUGCCAGGAGGAGGGGAGUCACCUUGGGGCUGGAGGCCUCUCAGACCCCAUCCUGACAGCAGGUUGAGUAUUCCCACUUUCAAUAAAAGACUCCACUUUCCUGGCA